CUGCAUCAAAUUUUAACGGCACGAUUUACAAUGUGGCAUCAGCCACAUGAAAUAACACACUUCUGACCAGCCGUUCACUUCGCACCAAAUAUCGUGAGGAACAUAGUAAACAUAGCGUGUAAUACUCAUAAGUUCCAAGUUGGCAACUUGGAUCCAAACCAAAUUCAUUCAUCGUAAUGGCGGAUGACCAACAUUUACCUUCCGACGCGUCCACCCCAUACCAGUCCCUCGAUGAACACGAAAUCAAGAAAAACAUUACCGAGGCAGAUGAAUUGAAGCAGGAGGGCAAUGAAUCGUUCCGGGCCAGUAGAUGGAAUGAAGCUCUCGUGUCAUACAGAACUGCUCUGAGUCGACUACCCAGACGAAAGCCGCAGCCUCCUUCCCCAGACUCACAGGAUGAUACGUCAGAUCACGGUGGUGCCCGAUCGGCGAGUUCAGGCGAGGUGCCAACGCGAGAGGAGGGGCCAGAACCAGCCAGCAUCCCCUCGGAGCUCGAGGCAGAAUGUGCGAAGGCUCGAGCAGUGUUGAACGCCAACAUUGGUGCAUGUCUGGUAAAACUUAGCGAUUACAGCGGUGCAGUUGAAUCAUGCACCCAAUCAUUACUCGAUGACCCUCACUAUAUCAAGGCCCUACAGCGGCGAGCGGCUUCUAACGAACAUCUCGGCACAUGGUCGUCGUUGACACAAGCACAAGAAGAUUACAAGUCACUCCUGGAAUUGCUACCCCCUACAUCCCCUCAGGUGGCACAGACCAAGCGGAGCCUGCAGCUUCUUGAACCUCGCCAGCAAGCGGCUCAGAAGAAAGAAAUGGCCGAAAUGACGGGCAAACUGAAGAACCUCGGCAAUAGUAUACUGGGCAACUUCGGAUUAUCCACUGACAACUUUAAGUUUGAACCAAAUGGUCAAGGCGGUUACUCAAUGAACUUUGCUCGAUAGUAUUGAUAUUGAAUUCCUUCAAAUCGCAAUAUGCCACA
Molecule: messenger RNA, 973 nt
Organism: Suillus discolor
Lineage: Eukaryota; Fungi; Basidiomycota; Agaricomycetes; Boletales; Suillaceae
Product: TPR-like protein
Exons: 6
Coding region: 177-935 (252 amino acids)
Molecular function (GO): protein binding
Source: RefSeq, a predicted model, not a curated record